This is a messenger RNA of Gadus macrocephalus (Pacific cod), 1263 nucleotides long. Its product is annotated as phospholipase D1-like. The record is from RefSeq and is a predicted model, not a curated record. NCBI's taxonomy places the organism in Eukaryota, Metazoa, Chordata, Actinopteri, Gadiformes, Gadidae. Gene Ontology annotation, molecular function: phosphatidylinositol binding.
GCCCUGGCCUCCCGACUGAGUGCUAGCCAUGUUGCGUCAGUCCGAGCCCACCUCGAGCACGCUGCACCUGGUCGCCACGGAGAUGGGCGACAUCAUGGAGACGCUGGACACCCGCGAGCUGGACCUGGCGGACGGGAGUACGACUCCAAGGACGGCAGCGUCCCAGAGAAGCGCAUCCCCUUCCCGGCGAUCUACAACACGGUGGGCUUCAAGGAGGCGGAGGCCAGGGUGUACCUCUCCUCCCCCAUUACCGCCAAGAUCCUGGAGGUGGAGCGGUUCACCUCCGCCCAGGACCGCUUCAACCUCAACCACCAGAGGAGCGUCAACAAGUCAAUGCCAGCGGUGUUUAAGAUCGAACUGAAGCAUGGCGAGUUCACAUGGCUGGUGAAGAAGAAGGAGAAGCACUUCAUGGACCUCCAGGAGCUGAAGACUUACAAGACCUUCAUGAGGAUACCGCUGCCCACACGCAGCCACACCAUCAAGAGACAGAGCGUGAGGCGGACGGCCAGUCAGAUCCCGAGCCUGCCAAGAGGGGGCCGGGACGAGCGGCAGGAGGAGCAAGUCUCCAGCAGAAGGAGACAACUGGAAGACUAUUUGAAUAAGCUGCUGAACAUGACGGUGUACAGGAACUAUCAUGCGACGAUGGAGUUCAUCGAUGUGAGCCAGUUGUCCUUCAUCCACGACCUGGACCCAAAGGGACUAGAGGGUAUGGUCCUGAAGCGUUCGGGGGGCCAUCGUAUCCCCGGCAUGAACUGCUGCGGUCGGACCAAGAUGUGUUACCGCUGGUCCAAACGGUGGUUGGUGGUGAAGGACUCGUUCCUGCUCUACAUGAAGACGGACUCCGGGGCCAUCUCCUUCGUCAUGCUGGUGGACAAAGAGUUCAGCAUCAAGAUGGACUCCAAGGACACGGAGACCACACACGGCCUGCGCGUCGACAGCCUCUCCAGGAGCCUGGUGUUGAAGUGCUCCAGCUACCGCCACGCCCGCUGGUGGGGUCAGUCCAUCGAGGGCUUUGUCCAGAAGCACGGCUCCGCCUUCCUCACCGACCACCGCUUUGGCUCCUUCGCCCGCGAGGAGGUCAACAUCCCCGCCAAAUGGUACGUCAACGGGCGGACGUACAUGGAGGACGUAGCGGACGCGCUGGAGGCCGCGAAGGACAUCUUCAUCACCGACUGGUGCCACAUGGGCCCCUUGAGGUCCCGGGGCGGGGACCUGGGGAGAGGUCUUGGUGAGGCCCCUGUGGGUUGCUGGCCCCUCUCCUGA